AUGGAGCAAAAUCUGAAACUAGAGCAAAGCAAGGAUAGUCCUGUUGUUGAUGCUAGUCAAUGUCGGCGUUUAAUUGGAAGACUUCUUUAUGUACAAGACACUCGGCCGGACAUAGCAUUUUUGUUAAACAUUCUGAGUCAAUUUUUUUCUGAUCCAAGGCAAACACACUUGAAUGCAGUGCACCAAAUUUUACGGUAUUUAAAGGCAACACCAGGUCAGGGAAUAUUUUUUCCAAAUGGUGGAGGAAUGAAUCUUGCGACUUAUUGUGAUGCGGAUUGGCUUGGUUGUCCUGCCACCAGGCGUUCUCGUACUGUGUAUUUAAUUCUACUUGGAGGUGCACCCAUCUCCUGGAAAACCAAAAAGCAUUCCGUUGUUUCCCAUUCUUCAGCAGAGGCAGAGUAUCGAGCCAUGGCAUCGUCUGUUAGUGAAACUUUGUGGCUACGUUGGUUAUUGAAACACUUGGGACCUCCUCCCAUUGGUCCUACACCUUUGUUUUGUGAUAAUCAAGUAGCAAUGCACAUAGCUAAUAAUCAUGUGUUUCAUGAACAGACUAAGCAUGUUGAAAUGGAUUGUCAUUUCGUCCGUGAACGAGUUGAGUCCAAAGAGGUUCGUCCAACGCAUGUUCACACUACACAUCAAGUUGCUGAUUUAUUUACUAAGGCUUUGGGUUCACAACGUCUUCACUUUUUGCUUAGCAAAUUGGGCAUUAGGAACUUACAUGCUCCAACUUGA
Molecule: messenger RNA, 732 nt
Organism: Lactuca sativa (garden lettuce)
Lineage: Eukaryota; Viridiplantae; Streptophyta; Magnoliopsida; Asterales; Asteraceae
Source: RefSeq, a predicted model, not a curated record